Molecule: messenger RNA, 641 nt
Organism: Toxorhynchites rutilus septentrionalis
Lineage: Eukaryota; Metazoa; Arthropoda; Insecta; Diptera; Culicidae
Product: zinc finger protein 512B-like
Exons: 2
Coding region: 91-582 (163 amino acids)
Source: RefSeq, a predicted model, not a curated record
GGCAAGGCAUCAUUCACUAGCGAUCAUCUCACCGGUUUGGUUCAGUCCGUCAAUCACUGGAGCGCAGUUCAGCAAGCAUUCGUUUCAAACAUGAAGGCGUUCGUGGUGUUGUCUAUGGCUUUGGCCAUCGCUUCCUGCGCGGCAGUCGACGAGUCUUCCAAGAAGGAGAAACGUGGCAUCUGGGACCACGAGCACGAUCACAAGGAGGUUAAAAUUCUGACCCACACCAUCACCAAAAAGGUUCCGGUUCCGUAUCCCGUCGAGGUCGAGAAGCACGUUCCAUACGAAGUGAAGGUUCCCUAUCCAGUGGAGGUCGAGAAGAAAGUCCCAGUGGUGGUGGAGAAGAAAGUCCCAGUGAUUGUGGAGAAGAAGGUGCCCGUUCACGUUGACCGUCCCGUUCCAUACCCAGUGGAGGUGAAGGUUCCAGUUAUCCAGAAGGAAUACGUCGAAGUGCCGAAACCGUACGAAGUUCAUGUUGAAAAGAAAGUUCCAGUGAUUGUCCACAAGCCGGUGUACAUUGAGAAGCCAGUACCCGUGACGCUGAUCAUCAAGCAGCACAAGAAGCCGUGGAGCUUAUUCUAGGAAUGAUAUGUUAGGUUAUUGGGUGGACUGAAUAAAAUUUUCGUGUAAAUAGUUUGAAA